Nanorana parkeri is the source of this 1182-nucleotide messenger RNA. RefSeq names its product NADH:ubiquinone oxidoreductase complex assembly factor 6 (gene NDUFAF6). Gene Ontology annotation, biological process: biosynthetic process; mitochondrial respiratory chain complex I assembly. The coding region runs from base 92 to 997 and encodes 301 amino acids. The transcript is spliced from 9 exons. Lineage: Eukaryota; Metazoa; Chordata; Amphibia; Anura; Dicroglossidae. Gene Ontology annotation, cellular component: mitochondrion. The record is from RefSeq and is a predicted model, not a curated record.
GGGCGAUGACGUUAUGACGAGCUGUGUGAACUUUUCUCCCAAUGAAAGCUGAGCUAGAGCCCCACCCCCUGGCCGCCGGGGUGACUUUGUCAUGGCAGCGCGGGCAGUGCUGCGCCUCCGGUCACUUCUGUACAGAGGGAACAGCCGAGGGACGAGCAGCAAGGCCACCACCUACUGUGCGGAGCUGGUCAGGAAACGCGACUAUGAAGGGUUUUUGUGUACAUUGCUUCUACCUCAAGAAUCCCGCCUUUCUGUGUUUGCUCUGCGGGCCUUUAAUGUAGAGCUGUCACAGGUGAAGGAAUCAGUGUCUCAGAAGAACCUGGGUCUGAUGCGGAUGCAAUUCUGGAGGGAAACUAUUCAGGACAUAUACCAAGAGAAUCCUCCACAUCACCCUGUGGCUCAGGAAUUAGCUAAGGCUGUGCAGAGACACAAACUGACAAAACGAUGGCUGACCAGAAUCAUUGAUGACAGAGAAAAGAAUCUGGAUGAUAGAGCAUAUCGAAACAUUAAAGAGCUGGAAACCUAUGCAGAGAACACUCAGAGCUCUUUGCUGUACCUGACCUUGGAGAUGCUCGAUGUUAAAGAUGUUCACGCGGACCAUGCUGCCAGUCACAUUGGCAAAGCACAGGGUAUCGUCACAUGUCUGAGAGCCGUUCCUUUUCACAGCAGCCGGCGACAGGUCUUCCUGCCUGUGGACAUCUGCAUUUUGCACGGAGCUUCACAGGAGGAUUUCAUUAGAGGAAGCCAAGAGCGAAAUGUCAAAGAUGUUAUAUUCGAUAUUGCCAGUCAGGCUUACGUACACCUGGAACAUGCUCGGUCUUUCCAGAAGAAGGUUUGUGAAAAAGCAUUUCCUGCCUUUAAUGUAACGGUUCCCUUGGACGGUUAUCUAAAAAGACUCCGUAAAGCAGACUUCAAUAUCUUCCACCCUAGUUUACAAAGGCGAGACCCCUGGUUUCCAUUGUCUUUAUAUGUCCAGUGCUGGAGAAAAACCUAUUAAAAUGUAAAAAUAUGCUCUCUUGUGCUCAUUCCUGUCGCCUAAAUGCUGUGAUAAACCUAUUAAAAUGGUAACGGGGAGCUUUUCGCUCUUGCGUUUAAGGAUUAUGCAGUCUCCUGCAUUAGAGCACAGAUUGUGAUGUGCCUAGAGUAUGAAGCAGUAUUACAUUCUAUUAUGCCCCUUAAGUU